Molecule: messenger RNA, 1179 nt
Organism: Pelobates cultripes (western spadefoot toad)
Lineage: Eukaryota; Metazoa; Chordata; Amphibia; Anura; Pelobatidae
Source: the annotation of a GenBank genome assembly
AUGCCCUUCUUCCAGCCCCCAAAGACCGGGAAGGCCAAGCGCAAAAUCAAGGCCUACUAUCAGCCGACUCUCCGCUCCCUGGAGACACUCCUGAGAGACUACCGGGGAUAUUGCGACACGAGAGCCGAGGGGGAGAGCAUCGCAGCAACCGCGGAAACCCCUAUGACCAUGAAAUGCCGCACGCAGAAAGGCCAGCAGAACUCACCGGCAGAGCAGCGCGAUGUCGGGGAGAUGCUGCGACGCCAGACACAACCCAAGAUGGCCGCGGAAGAGGCCCCCUCCGCACCCAUGCGGCCUGUACAGCCAGCCCAAGCUCCGGCAACGCAAACAGAGGGGUCAUUAAGUAAAACACUCCCAGCCCUCACAGAAAUAGGGGAACACAAUUUAGCCACCAAACAAGACCUCCAACGCUGGAUGCACAAGCUCCAAGACCUAAUAGCCAAAGAUAUAGGCACUAUAAAAGCGGACGUGCGCCAAAAUACGGACAGAGUACACGCAGUGGAGGAGAGUGUAUCGACAAUAGGCAACGAGAUAACUCACAUUAAAGAAACGUUAUACACAAUGCUAGCCGUGCAGGUCUCCACCCAAGGGGACCACCUGCGCCGCAAUCACAUCAAGCUCCGAGGGGUGCCCGCGGCAAUCACACAGGCCGAACAGCCUCAUUUUCUAAGGAGGCUCCUGGCCACAAUCCUGCCACCAGCAGCUGCCCGAAAAAUCACACUGGAGUGCUCAUAUCGACUGCCGGCAGGGCCCAACUCACCACCGACAGAAGCACGAGACAUCAUCCUAUGCUGUGCCACGACACAGGAUAGAAUCACUAUAAUGAAUGCGGUGAAAGGAAAGACACCCCUGGCAUUCGAGAAUGCACAACUGCUCUUCUUCCAAGACCUGACAAGAGCAACACUGCAAUGGCGAAAAACGAUGUACAACCUCACCAGCCGCCUGAGACAAGUGGGAAUACAAUACCGCUGGGGGGCACCUAGGGUCAUAAAGUUCACCCACAAAGGCAGCACAUAUAGAGCCACGUCGGAGACUGAAAUCCCUGCAAUUUUAACCUCACUGGGACUCAUGGACUUACACAAGAACGGAGCCACGAAUACCUCGUCCCCAAUGGGAGAUCCUGCCACAACAAACUCAUUCACACCUCUAUCCCAGAGAAGCACAAAUACAAAUUCUUGA